Molecule: messenger RNA, 4209 nt
Organism: Ramularia collo-cygni
Lineage: Eukaryota; Fungi; Ascomycota; Dothideomycetes; Mycosphaerellales; Mycosphaerellaceae
Exons: 1
Coding region: 1-4209 (1402 amino acids)
Source: RefSeq, a predicted model, not a curated record
AUGGCUCCGACCAUCAGAAGAGUGCAAAGCCAAGAGAUUAUUAACGUCAGCCUGGAUUCGUUCUCGGACCCGGUCUUGAAAAACACUCCACCGCGAUCCGCGCCUUCACCAGUGAACGACGAGACUGGGGAAGAAGACCGCAUUGAGGAGACUCUCACUUACGAGCCUCCUGCGGGUGAUGCAUGCGGCGGGGAGGUGCAUCCUACAGACGUCGCCGACGGUUUUGUCAAAGGCCCACCAGUGGCGCUCGGACGCGACAAAUCAGCUCAAGCAGCGACGACGUCCAGGGAGCCAAAUCCGGCCACACACGAUACUCAAGCCAUAGGAGCGCACCUGUAUAGCAGCGCUACCGCCGCUGUUGACACAGCAGGAGAGGUGAAGAUCGCUCAACUCCAGGAAGCCGAAGAAGAUCUGUACGGAGCAACUCCUCCACGCAAGAGCCAAAUUGUCCUCCUGGAGCCAGGUGAACGGAGGGAUUUGACGCAUGUCCCCACGACAGCUGUAGCUUUGCAUUCUACUGCCUCGAUCGAGACUGCAACGAAAGAGGGUGGCUCUGAGGCAGCUCCGCCGCAGACAGCACCACAGUCGACCGUUCAGCACCUGGCAACGCACAUUCAUGCUGUAAGUACAGCAUUGUCGCUAGCUGAACACGCAACAUCACAUACCACCGUAAUGGCUUUGGGAAGCAAGGAAACGCGGUCCACUGGAAAGCUGCCUUCGGGCAAAGGAGCGCUUGCCGCACUGCAAGCGAGGAAGCAGCGAUCUUGCGGUCACUCCAGAGAGGCGUCUACCAAGCAAUUCCAGAAAGCAGUUGCAAAGGAAGGUCCAGCUACGAAGCUAGCCGGAGCCCGUUCGCGCCCAGUAGGCUCGGUUUCAAAGGGCCCAUCUGGAGCUACCAAGGUCAAAGACACAAUGAAGGGCGAUCCAAUUCUUCGCACUACCGCCAAAGGCAGCCCCUCGACUCGCUCGUAUCCUCGAGAAUCUCCUCAAAUCAAGCCUGCUGAUCGCAAGCGCAAAGCCGGGUCCGGGAUGGUCGAUGGAGAGAGUAAGAGCACUGAUGCACCUGACCAUGUCAACAAACGAGCGAAACCCGCGAUGCGCAACAGGAUCGCUUCGCCGACAGUGAGCGCGGCACAUCAUUCGGAUCAUCGUCCAUCGAGUGACGUCUUCGAUCUUCCUGGGUCACCUACUGAAGCUGAUCCCAUCAAAGCAGCAAGAAAGCGUAUCAGCAGGCCUGUCUUAGAGGCCGCCACGGCCGCCAUUGGGAUAAAGACUGCGGCACCCGAGAAACUUUCGGCGACAGUCAAGGAAAAGCCAAGUCAGAUGCCUGUUGAUGAGCAUGAGGGCCAGAGACGACAGCUUCGCCCAAGGAAACCAAUGCGACAGCCUCAAAUCGAGGAGGAAGCCGAUGGGAAGGAGGAAGUUGUCGUUGUCGAUGGAGCUGGGCCUCAUCACGCUAAGAAACCUGAUGCCGAAGCCUCAUCUGCCGGUGACUCUGUGAAGCCGCACGAGAAAAUCGCUCAAGUUGUUCGGCGGAGUGAGCAUUUGCAAGGAAACGAGGCGCGUCAGGGUCAGGAGGUCAACUCUGUGGGCUCUCGCCCGAUUACAAGCAUCGAACCUGCCGUUUCCCUGCCAGACAAUGCCAAUCCAACAGGCAGUCAGUUCAAUGCAAUCGUCCUCUCCGACGGCAGCGAGUUGAGCUCAAGCAUUGAAUACGGCUCUCCACCACCUGGGCUGUUGCCAGACGUGUCGCCUGAGGUGUCUCGAAGACCAGCUACUCGACUUGAGACCCCUGCAGCUAUGCAAUCUAGCCCGCCCAGGGCUUUCUCGUAUGCUGGGUCACAGUCGCGUCGUGGUACUGGUCGGUCUCGCAACACACAAAUCAUCGGAUUUGGCAAAGCAGGUCCUCUCAAUCAAGGCUCAGUUCCAAAGUCGUGGCACACGAACGCUUCCGUGCCUCCCUCGACUGUUCCCCUGAAUUGGGGCUCUGCAACCGGAAGUGUCAUCAACAUGGCGCGGAAGAAAGCGUCAUCUGUUGCGACAAGUGUGCGCAGUGGGAAAUCUAAUGUUGCUGCACCACCCAGCAAUGUAGCCUACGAUGUGCACGACGCCCUUGCGGGGCUGGCUAAAAGCAGACCACAAGCACCAGUCGGUACCACUUUCACCGUCAACGCUGUUCAACUCCCAGUGUCAGCUUCAGAAGAACGUGAGCAUGGUUCGGGAAUGCAUGCGACUGAAGUAGAUCACGAAGAUCAUGACAGCGGAUUCAACACUAUCAACGAUUUGGAGAACUUCAUCAACUCGCCGUCGCCAAGUMAACAGCUGCAUGCAGAGUUGGAGCAAGCACCUACUGCUUCCCAGAUCAUAAUGCCUCCGCCACAACGCAAAAUACAUUCGCCGCAAAUGGCUACAGAAGUCAAAACAAGCGAACCAAACAGAGCCACCGCAGUGUCACGUCCGUUUUCCACCGCAUAUGCAGCAACACAAUCGCGAAGUAGGACAGGAAUAUCACAGACAGCUCAACGCGACCCAAUCAUAGCGACAGAGCUAGUAGGAACCGGAGCGACUACGUCAAUCUCAAGUGGCCCAUACAAGUCCGCCGCAAAACAACCAAUGCCAGCAGAUGCGUCCGAAGGGCCACCUCCGAAACGUGCGAAAGCGACAAGCUCCAAGGUAGAGAUUGACACCGAGUCUUUCUCUUCGAACAUUGCGAUAUCGAACAAGGCGGAAGCAGGAAAGUCUGUCGAUGCUCGACGCUCGGUGGGUCCAAAGGAGCUUACUACAAGUCAUCCCAAGACAACGACACUCGUUCCCGCUCAGCCGGAGAUUGAGCACACUGCAACGGCGUUUAAAAAGCAAAGCGUAAAGUUCGCGACGGCCGUGGGGUCAAAAGACCACUUUUCUGAGCCCCAGCCGCCUGAGGAGCCGAGUCCUUUCAAGACGGCCGACCCCCUUCCAAGGCCCAUCAACCCAGUAGUUACUCGGAACGAGCAGCCCAGACGUCUCAAUAAUGCUCGACGAAAAUCGAAUCGUCAACUGUCCCAGAACUCGCAAACCGUCGACUUAAAUGGCAGUCCAGUACCACCUGAUAUGGAUGUCGCCGAGGCUUCUACUGUCCUUGAAACGUUCUCGCAACAAGCAGACGAGUCUUCAGUCCGCUCUCAGCAAACUUCGCCCCACCUCAAAACUCCCAUGAUCUUAGCCGAUCAUAUCGAAGAUGCCGCUUACUCGGUGCCGCCCUCGCAUCAGCCACCAGCCCUGCCAAGCAACAAGAAGGCACUGCCCGGCCCUUCAGGCUCGAGCUCCAAGACUAUGCGGCAUGUCAAACUCACAGAGGCGGAGUUAGAUUUGGUGAUGAACAGGCGCAUCGAAAUGCCAGCCGGAUCUGAUCCGUUUGCAUCAUCACGCGAAGAAUCUCAAGGCUUCGUCUACGGUGCUCAGCAGGGAGAACAUUUACUCCAGCGGACGCUCAACUUAGCUUAUGACCUCGGACAGCCUGCUGUUGAGAAAGCAACGAGAUCUAAUAUAGGGUUGCGAUCGCCAGUGCAGAAAGUGCCGACAAAGCCCCCCGAGACAGUGACAGCUCCCGAAUUCACCAACAAGUUUGCAUCAGAUCUUGAAAAGCAGGUUGCGGCCAUCCGUGAGCAUAUUGCCUUUACUCGUGCUGUCGACGAAGACCCAGACAAGACCCUCGUGGACGACUGCAGCCAGGAGACCGAGGUCUCCAAAGAAGUCUCGGAGAUUUCUUCACCAGUUUCGUGUUCAGGUGGCACGCCGGAGAUGUUCGAAGAGCCGGAGCCUAGCUCGCAGUCGUCGGAAGGAGAUGAAGAAGAUUUACGUGUAUGGCGAAAAGGCUUGAAGCUGCAUCAGCUUGGACUCUAUGRGGAACUCGUGAGGAUUGCUCGCGUCGUGACUGGGUACGUCGCUGGGCAGGAGGCCUCCGCCGAGAUCAUGAUCGACGACAACUAUCGACGGGAGUUGAUCCUGAUUGAGCGGGAAGAAGAAGUACAGAAGAAGCAGUACAAGCAGUACAUAUCAAAUCUGCAACAGAAGAAGAACGAGAAGAUUCGGGAGCUGCUGGAUCUCGAAAAGGUCUUGCUGGGAGUGCUAGAUGCUUCAGCGGCCUCUUGGGAGGAGCACUGUCGAGGAAGAGCCGAACGGGAGCAUGCUAAUCGGAAGAUUGAUGCCCUGAUUGCCAGCUGUUCUUGA